CAGCGCGAGCCGGUGCGUGCACUGCGCUGACGAGCCGUUGCUUGUGGAAACAGCUGGUGGUUUCUGUCAGCCAACUCUCCGGCUUCAAAGCAGCAUUACUGCGAAGAAAAGUUCAAAUUAGCCUCGAAAGUGACUGAAUACGCUGUGUUUAAAGUAUCUGCUCCCGUUCCAUCCGAAACCGGGAAAUGUCAUUCAUUACCCGCCCCGUUAUUAAGGCUGUGGUUUAAUUAACGGACCGGCGUGUUAGCGGCGCUAGCUCACUCUGCGCUCACACAAUUACUACCAAAGAAAAGAAGUUUUUACUCUUUCUUUUUUCAGGGGACGCUGCCAGCUCUAUAGGGACUCCUUCUCCUCCUGUCCCGUCCAGGAACGGCAUUUUUUGCUCAGUUUCAGCAUGGCUCACAUACAUUAUAAAUUCUCCUCCAAACUCAGCUACGACACCGUGAUUUUCGACGGCCCGAACAUCAGCCUGCGGGAGCUGAAGAGGCAGAUCAUGGGCAGGGAGAAGCUGCGAGCCGGGGACUGCGACCUGCAGAUCACCAACGCCCAGACCAAAGAAGAGUACACCGAGGAUGAUGGCCAGAUUUCCAAAGGCUCCUCUGUCAUUGUCAGGCGUGUCCCUGUCAGAGGAAUCAAGUCCAGCUCAAACAGCAAAACCAAAAACACAGAAAGACUUGACACCCCAUCUUAUAAAGCCUUUGGAGCCAGCAGAGCAAUGGAUAACCAGAGUUCUAACAUGGCUUUGUCAUUUUUCUCUAAGAUGCAGAUGGCUAACUUGGUUGAUGCGGAUGUGUCAGAGGAGGAUAAGAUCAAAGUUAUGAUAAAUCAGUCCUGCUACAACCCCAUGAAUUUUAGUACAAAGGUUGGCACUGUCCUGCCAGACAACUAUACGUGCUAUCGCUGUGGAAACACUGGACACCACAUCAGGAACUGUCCAACUGCUGGGGAUAAAAGCUUUGAGGGUCCUCAGAAGAUAAAGAAGAGUACAGGCAUCCCUCGCUCCUUCAUGGUCGAGGUGGAUGAUCCCAAUAUUAAAGGAGUCAUGAUGACCAACUGUGGACGUUUCGCCAUUCCUGCCAUAGAUGCACAGGCGUACGCGAUUGGCAAGAAGGAGAAGCCUCCGUUCGUUCCACAAGAGGAACCAAAACCUGUAGAAGAGCAUGAUCCCAUACCUGAUGAGCUUCUUUGCCUCAUAUGUCACGACCUGCUCAGUGACUCUGUGGUCAUUCCCUGCUGUGGGAACAGCUACUGCGAUGAGUGUAUUCGCACUGCCUUGCUCGAUUCAGAGGAUCACGUUUGCCCCACUUGUGGCCAGGCAGAAGUCUCUCCUGAUACCUUGAUAGCCAAUAAAUUUCUCAGACAGGCUGUAAACAAUUAUAAUAAAGAGCAAGGCAACAAAAGCUCACAAGGACAGUGCGGCACCUCCAUGUCCAAGAAUUCAACUCCGACACCGAGCCCUGUCCCUACACCUCCCCCUGCCAGCUUGCAGACUCCGGUCCAGAAGCCUCUUCAGUCAUCCUGCAGCCCUCAGGACUCUCACCUUAACCUCCCAAAGGUUUCAAAAACGCCACCAUUAUCGCAGGGUUCUGAUGUUCCUCCUCCAGCAACAAAUUCUGCUUCUGCUGCCAACACACCAAACACUUUUCUCCAGGCUGCACAGAGUCAUGCAGUGGUAUCUAACAAUGAUACAGAAGGAAAGACACAUGAUGACUCAGCAGCUGCUGCCUCAUCUGUGCUGGUUUCUGACAAAGAUCCCAUCGAUGCUCCGUCACAGCUGAAUUCACUAUUAAACAAUAGUCAAGUUGCAGAACCGGUUCAGAAGGUCGAGGAGAACCUCUGGGUCUGCUCCUUAGAUUCAGUUCCAACACAGUCAGGAUCAUCAACCCUCAGGGACAGCACCUCCUCCUCCUCAGGUUUUCCCGCCGGAGGCUUGACUGAUUCCAGCGCCCAGCAGCCUAGUUCCUCUGUGACAUCCUCCUCCUCAUCAUCAUCUUCAUAUCCAACCACACCUUCACCUCUCUUUCCUUCCCCUCUGUUUCACACUUUUAUCCCAACACACCAGCCUCACAGCAAUUAUCCCCCUGGAUACCAGCCAACCACACCCGUCUGGACGCUUCCUGCCCCCAAGGGUGCCCCCAUACCCUCCCUCUGCCCCUCUACUUCAGUGUCCCCUGCCUCUGCCUUCAACCCCAAUGAGUGGUACAGCCAACAAAGGAAGGAAAGGUCACCUUACAGACGUUCUCCUCAUGCCAAGUCCAAAUCUUACCGCUCUUAUUCUCGUUCAACUAGUCGCUCUGGAUCUCGUUCCAGGUCCAGAUCAAGACCCCGCUCCUCAUACUCCAGUAAAAGAGACUACCGUAGCCGCUUUCAUUCCACCAUUUCUAAUCGGUUUGGCUACCAUCGCCCUCGCUCCCCUACGCCGUCAUCCUCUUCUUCAUCUCGAGGUGGCUAUGAAUCCAAAUCCAAUUCACACCACCAGAAGAGCCGUCAUCAUAGCAAGGGGUCGGCCUCAAAGAUGGGGAAAGAAAAGUGGAGAGAACAAGCAGGAGGCUCAUUAAAUUCUCAACAUACAAAUGACACGAGCAGCCUGGAGCUGGACAGACAGCGCUACUUGCAGUGGACGAAGGAGUACCAGGAAUGGUAUGAGAAGUAUUUCAGCAGCUAUACCACCCACUUCCACCAGCUGCCUCCUCCCCCUUCUCCUUAUCUUCAGGACCCUCGCUGCCCACCUCCAAGUAGACUGGUGACGGGCAGCAUGAAAGACUGCUCCCCUUCAUCCGAGUCGUCCAGUGGCAGUCGCUCCCCUUCUUAUAAGUCCUCAAGUGACAGUCACUCCUCAGCAUCUCACUCCUUAAGUGACAGCUGCCAUUCUCCUCGCUCCCACUCGUCCAGCGACGGGCGCUCCUCAAAAUCAAAAGACAGGGCUACUCUGCAAGAACAAAAAACGGAAAACAAGCAAGUAAUACUUAAAAAUGAUACAAACUCUGUGAAACAUGAACAGAAAAGGACAAAGAAACUUGAGAGAAGAAAAGUGGAGGAUUCUUGCUCCUCUGAUUCAGGUGAUUGUACAGAUGACGGCAAAAAGGGCAAGAAGAGUGUCAACACUGAGCCCAAUGCUCGCAAGGGUGAGCCCAAUGCCCGCAAGGGUGACACUGAACUUGGGCGCACAGCAAUUACCAAUGAUGCUUUAGAGCCAGUCCAACCUUCCCCCAAAGUAGAUCACCCUUUAGACAAAGACUAUGAAAAGCCAAAAGCCAAAAAAGAAAAACGUUUGGAAAGAGAGCAAGGGUGGAGAAGAGGUGAGGAUUCAAACUCUAUGAGGCGAAAACACAAAAUAAAGCACGCUAAAAAGCCGGAAAGGGUAGGUGGACGUAGAGAACACCCUGACAACAGAAAAGAUCCCGACUCACUACUGGGGAACAAAAGAAAAAGAGCCGGUCCAGAGAGAAAAGAGAGAAACAGCCGUGUGACUGUUAAACCUCGCACAGCUGAGGCUUCAGAAGAUCCCGAAAGCCGUGAAGGAGAGUCUUCCAAGUUAUCUAACAGAAAGAAGCAAAAUACAGAAGAGAAAAAGGAGAAGAAAUGUUCCUUGACAGAGAAAGACAUCUGGGAGGGAGGAAUAAAGGUGAUGCCUCAAAAAAAGAUAAGCAUCAACAUCAAUCUGUGUGCGAAAAGGAAGGAGGAGAAAACUGAUCAGGAGAACUCGCCUAUAACGGAGAUCUGUCCACAGGAAACCACAAGUCAGACUAGAGGGAAAGAGGAGAGCUGGAACGAAGACAAAACAGAAAUGGAGUUAAAUAAAAAGGGGGAACUCAGCGAGGAAAACAUAUUGGAUGAUAAAAUCAAACCAGAUGAACAAGAAGAAAGACAGAUGUGGAAGGAAGUUACCUGCAAAGAUAAGGAGGAGGAGUGGGGAGUAAAUGCUGUGGAUGAGGGAGAUGGUGAGAAAAAAGCUGCAGGGAAGGAGGACUCAUGGCAUCAUGUUCUUACAGUAGGGGAAGAGGAAAGUGUGAUGGGAAAAGAAGAAGCAGAGAGAGUAAGACAUGCUUGCAGAGAGGAGAUGGACACGUCUGUCCUUAGGUCCCAGGAGCAGAGAGGAGAGGAGGAGAGCCCGUGCAGAGAAAAUGGAGAUAACCUGCAGAGGGAGGAGGAGGGUGAUGGAUGUAACAACACACCAGAAGAUGGCAGUUGUGCCUCCAUGGUGGGUGACUGCGCUGGAGAAGAGAGUCAUGACAAGAAGACUGUGGUGGAAUCUCACACGGAAAACACUCAGGACCACGGUGAAGAAAUCCAGAAUGAUCUUGUUCUCGAACAGUUGUAUUUUACCCACCUGUCUCAGGAACGGCAAUCCAGAUGGGAGAAUAAAGAAGAGCAGGAUGGAGAAGACAUCAGGGUUAGAACUGACACUCACACUGUAGCUACACUUCAUCCAUCAGAGCCACUGACCAAUAAUGAAACACUGAAAGAAGAUGAAACACUUAAUGACGAUGAACGGCAGCGACCACGGUCAGCAGAGGGUGAGAGAGACCGGGAGAAAGUGGCAGAGAGAGGAAGAGACAAGGAGAAACAGAGAAGCUACACUUUACCGUGGACACAGCCGGUUGUGACUCCCUCUAGUGGCCGUGAUAGACCUGACAGCCAUGUGCCUGUAGACAGAAACAGAGAGAUGAGGACUGAGAGGUACAGGGACAGAGAGAGAAGAGACAGUGAGAGGCAAAAAGAAGAUAAAAGAUCAAAACAAGAAACAAGGGAGGAAGGAAGAAGAGACUGGGAGCGGAACAAAAUGACCUCCGUCCAAAGGAGAAAUCCUCCCUCCUACUCUCACAGCUCCCCUCUCCUUACAUCACAAGAAACGGAGAGGAGACACUGGCAGCGGAGGGGUGGCCAGUGCAGCAGCAAGAGCUCAUCCAGCGUGGGAGGCUGGGGAAGCAGCUCGAUAAGCAGUCCUACCAACCCGCCUGAUCCAAAUGCAUCCAAAACCUGUCGAGCCUUAAUGUCUCUGGACCUGAAAAGUAAAGACAAUGACCAUGUCCGCCAAUACUGUAACCAAGGUCCAUCAGUGAGCUACAGAGACCGAUACAAACCUGCAACGGCCCACUCUUCCAGCCACAGGAAGGACAGAGACCCGCUCUUUGGAGAAUCCCUUGGCGGCCCUCAACGAGCAUCUCCUGACUGGGAAAUACAGCAAAGCAAAAGAAGAAAUGAGAGCCGGGGGGAGAAAGGAGAACGUAAACCAGAAAGGGUACUUAAAACGGGGAGAGAAGUGGAGGGGAAACAGAAACCCAGCAGCAGCAGCAGCACUCGCUCAUCAGCAAACCACGACAACGCCAAAGACAAGAGAGAGAAGGAAAAACAGCACAAGUACGAGAAAAGACACGCCUUCCCAGAGCUGCAGGGCGGAGACAGAAGAAAAUACCAAACUAAGAAAUCAAAGAGCUGUAAAGAUGAAGCGGAGGAGGAAAACGGAGGAGAGGCAGGCAACAGGUGAAAGGAGGAAGGAGACAGCACUUAGAGCCGCGCACUUGUCAUCUUGACUGUGAGGAAAUAAGAGUAAAUGUAAUCCUGGAAUGUGUUUCCUUUCUCUGACCAAAUCGUGCCUGGAUAUAUUUAAUCAUUAUUUAAUUUUUUCCCAUGAUACUUUUUGUAUCACGUGAAGAUCUGUUAUACCUCGUAUGACUCAUCCAGAAUUGUGAAGGCAAAGCACUUUAAAAAAUGAAAAUGAUUGUGAAUGAAAACCGAUGCCACGCCUCAGAACUCUUUGAGUUAUUUAAAGUUGAAAAGAUUUUGCACAUGCUUGCGACUAACUCACGGCUGCUAGAAAAACAAAGGUUUACACCGAAUGAACCUGCAACGUUACAAGUUGCACGAAGGACGUCUUACUCUGACUAAACGUGAGUCGGUUAUAUGAUUUGCCUCGCCCAGGGGUGCGUUAUAAGAUUUAUGAUUUGCCUCGCACAGGGUUGCGUUAUAAGAUUAUUUAAUUUAUAAAAAGGCUGAUUUAUUUAAAAUUGUUACAAUGAAGAUUUAUUAUUGCAGCCUCUGUGUUGUUUUGUUUUUCUUUUUAAUUUUGUGAAUGUGUAAAAAAAAAAAAAAAAAACAGCUGGAUGGCUAAAUUAUUAUUUACCAAGGGAAGAUGUAACAUUUCCUGUUUUUGAUGGAAAUUA
Cololabis saira (Pacific saury) is the source of this 6164-nucleotide messenger RNA. RefSeq names its product E3 ubiquitin-protein ligase RBBP6-like. The transcript has 19 exons. Bases 395 to 5488 code for a protein of 1697 amino acids. NCBI's taxonomy places the organism in Eukaryota, Metazoa, Chordata, Actinopteri, Beloniformes, Belonidae. Gene Ontology annotation, molecular function: zinc ion binding; ubiquitin protein ligase activity; nucleic acid binding. The record is from RefSeq and is a predicted model, not a curated record. Gene Ontology annotation, biological process: mRNA processing; ubiquitin-dependent protein catabolic process; protein ubiquitination. Gene Ontology annotation, cellular component: nucleus.